Messenger RNA from Colletotrichum karsti, 636 nucleotides. RefSeq lists its product as uncharacterized. Lineage: Eukaryota; Fungi; Ascomycota; Sordariomycetes; Glomerellales; Glomerellaceae. The record is from RefSeq and is a predicted model, not a curated record. The transcript is spliced from 2 exons. The coding region runs from base 1 to 636 and encodes 211 amino acids.
AUGCAUUUCAACUUGAACAUCGUGCUCAUCACGGCGGCCAUCCUAGCCCAAGCUGAGGGUGGCUUGAUCGGCGACCGCCAGGCAACCUGCAAAAACUGCCCCCUGAACCCCGGAAACGUUGUCAAGCAGAUCUUCGAGAUGGUCACCAACCGACAAUCUCACACAGACUGCAGAUGGGAAGCCACAUUUGGCCUUCCCGAGGACUUGGGAGGCCCUGAGAAGCCCAGCUACGAUCAUCUGAUUCGCGUCAACUACAACGAGAAGGACAACACCUGCUCCGUCGAAACCAACAACCGCGUCGAGGCCAUGGGCGACAACAUCUACUGCAUCCAGGGCGGCUGCGGCAUCAAGGAGGUCACGGAUACCCACGCCGUCGUGGCCUGGGGCGCUUGCGUCAUCAAGGACACCGUCAACUUCACCCCGGACCAGGCCAUGGGAACCCGCGAGUGCACCGACGCUCAGGGCGAGAUCAAGUUUGCGAGGUUCCACGACAGCGACCACUGCGACGGGUCGGAGAUGCUGAGUGCGAGCGUUGGAGGGCGGGAUCACAGGGAUUUCUCACCUACUGAGAGAUCUGGAGGUUCUUUCUGGGGAGGCGUCGUCACUUUCUGCAGUGCUCUCAGCAACGGCUCUUGA